AGGAGCAACAGCGGCAAAUAGUGGGAAAUAGCAAGAUUAUAUAUUAAGCUGCACAUUCGACCGUUUAAUUGCUCUGGACAUUUCGUUGCAACUGCUCGUGUCAUCAAAACGGAAAUAUGAGUGCUGACAAGCAGAAGAAACCGCCUGUUUCGUUUCCGAUAAAACCUCCAGGACCGCCAAAGGUUUGGAGCACCGUGGAAACUGUCAUCAAAGGGAAAGGAGACAAACCGAUAAAGUUUACUAUUCAGGAAGUACCUGAGGACAGGUACGACGAGGUGGUUGAACACAUGUGUACUUAUUUCAUUCCUGAUGAGCCCAUGUGCAAAUGUCACAAUACACAAGAGCUUGCAGACACUUUUAAACAUCUAUGGAAAGAUGUUCUGAAUCAUGGUUUGGCUGUCGGAGCGUUUACAGAGAACCCCGAUGGCGGGAAACCAAUAAUGGCAGGCGUUAACGUACUAAUAUUUUGUCACGUAGACGACUCGACGGACUUUGCGGAAUCUAUGCCUCCAGUGCCAAAAUCCAUACUGGAUGCAGUAAUAGAUUUGUGUAAGAAAGCUGAAGUGUUUGAGAAAUACGGAGUGGAUCGAUACAUCGGUGCUUUUGGACUCUCCGUGCACCCUUCGUAUCGAGGGGCUGCUCUAGGCGGCCAUCUUCUUCGCGCCAGAGAAAACAUAGGGCGCGAGUACAAGAUUCCGCUAACGUCCACAGCGUUCACAUCACCGAUUUCGCAGAAACUGGCCGAACGAUGCGGUUUCGAAACACUGAUAGAGAAAAAGUACGAAGACAUGGUGGACGAGAAAGGAAAUCCCCUGUUUCCCGGAAUCGAAUCGAAAUCGGUGAAGGUAAUGGCGCGAAGACUAUAUUAACAUUUGUCGGAGUUUGACUGUCACUGCUAUGAAAGCGGAGCAGUUCUUGCAGCAGGAAAACUAUGCAAGCUAUGUCAGACAACCACUGC
This is a messenger RNA of Megachile rotundata (alfalfa leafcutting bee), 958 nucleotides long. RefSeq names its product arylalkylamine N-acetyltransferase-like 2. Lineage: Eukaryota; Metazoa; Arthropoda; Insecta; Hymenoptera; Megachilidae. The record is from RefSeq and is a predicted model, not a curated record. Gene Ontology annotation, molecular function: N-acetyltransferase activity.